CGUGGACCUCAAACAUAAUGCCCAAAAGCGGGGAGACCACACCCCAAAUCCCGCCUAAGCCGCACCGCUGGACCCGGCAAGUGUCGGAUGUCCAGACCCAGACGACUCCCCAGGAAUCCUCCAGUGAUUUUGAACUUGACUCCGAGGGGGAUGAGUCUCUACAGGCGCCCUCGGACCAGAGCGGUUUCUACGUCUCCCACGAGGAGACGUCUCUGGGGGUGCCCUCGGACUUCAGGGAUGUCUCCUACGAACGCCGAAAGAAGAGACUGCGCCGCACUCUCAAGAAAUGCUGCUGCUGUGUGGAUCUCCGGGUGGGCUGCUGUUUCAUGGGGUUCUUUGAGCUGUGCUCCUCGGCGAUAUGCCUGGUGCUCGGUGAAAGUAAUUGGAUGCUGUAUAUAGGCCGUCUCGGAUAUAUGGCUUACCUCAUCGGAUCGGCCAUGCUGAUGGUUGGCACCUUUUUGGAAUGGCAGUGUCUCGUUAGGAUCUAUCUCUUCACGAACGUCGUGCAUCUCCUGCUGUGCCCCCUGUUCAUCCUGCAGCACGGCCUGAAAUCCUGUUUUUAUUGCUAUUACGAAAUCGUUGUCCUUUCUUUUCUUCUACUACUCGGUCUGUAUUUUGGGCUGGUGGCCUACUCCUACCUGUUGCAGAUCCAGUGGCACCAUUCCCGCUUCUACAUGCCGCAUGGCAGGAUUGCAAGGAACGGCAUACGGAGGAGCCGAAGGGAGGAUAUUGAGGGAGUGCAGCCGGCCGUUGAGAGCCAGGAACAGGAACAGGAACAGGAACAAGCACGGCAACUGAGCCAGCAGCACAGCCAAAGCGAUAUGGAUCCUUCCAAUGAGCAACAGUCAGUGUUGUAA
Drosophila persimilis is the source of this 857-nucleotide messenger RNA. RefSeq lists its product as uncharacterized. The coding region runs from base 18 to 857 and encodes 279 amino acids. The transcript has 4 exons. Lineage: Eukaryota; Metazoa; Arthropoda; Insecta; Diptera; Drosophilidae. The record is from RefSeq and is a predicted model, not a curated record.